AUGUCAGUGCUAGCUGAGCACAUCUAUUUUGAAUCGGCCUUGGAGCGCGCAUAUGGCGUGUCGGAGGUGACGAAGACGGGGCCUUCGCCAGAAGUCAUCGAGAGGAUUAAGAAGGCCAUCGCGGAGGCCGAGACCAUCGAGGAGGUCACGCGCCUCGAGAAGGCCCUGAAGAGCGGCGUGCUGCCGGGCGACCUGAAAGACCCAGGAGAAGGAGGGCUCGAAGGCCCGAUGCCCAUGGACAUGGCCUAG
Effrenium voratum is the source of this 249-nucleotide messenger RNA. Lineage: Eukaryota; Dinophyceae; Suessiales; Symbiodiniaceae. The record is from the annotation of a GenBank genome assembly.